Daphnia carinata is the source of this 3157-nucleotide messenger RNA. RefSeq names its product synaptic vesicle glycoprotein 2A-like. The record is from RefSeq and is a predicted model, not a curated record. Gene Ontology annotation, molecular function: transmembrane transporter activity. Bases 561 to 2483 code for a protein of 640 amino acids. Gene Ontology annotation, biological process: transmembrane transport. Gene Ontology annotation, cellular component: membrane. NCBI's taxonomy places the organism in Eukaryota, Metazoa, Arthropoda, Branchiopoda, Diplostraca, Daphniidae. The transcript is spliced from 10 exons.
GCCCCACCGGUGCAAAAGGCAAAGUUUUGACACGCAAGCGCGAUGAGCGCGUGACGAAGGGGACGGCGCAGUGGCGGCGGCGGAGACACUUGCUCAUUGUUUGCUGCCUGCAGUGCGUCAGUGGUCGGCUAAGGCGACGCCAUCGUCUUGUUCGAUUGUGCCCCAAACUCUGUGCUGAGUAAACCAAACCGAAAAAACGAGACGCAUAGUGUGUACCUUGUGUGGACAGUGCUCACUCCUGUGUGCACCUUUGGUUGCGGAGUACAUCCAUUUGAGUGCCAACCUGUGCCAACAUUCUAGCAGACCCAAAAUGGUUGAUGCUGUUACCGAACAAACUGUGUAACAAGAUCGAUCCUGCAGCGUUGGAUGUUGUGUUUCUCUUCUUCUCUCUUGUGCUUCUAGUACACGUCGUAGACGUUCAUAUCUCUCCCUCUUCAACAACCCCCCGAUCAGCUCCUGAAAUUUAAAAGAUCCAUCCCUGAAAACUUACUUGCACUAGGCUCAAUCGAAAAGAAAAGUUUGAAAAAAAAAGAAUAAAAAAAAAGGGAACAAAAACAAAAAUGACGAACACGGAAGAAACACUGGCGGAAGUUUCGUUGGAGGAAGAAGUUCAGGCUUUGAACACGCAGCCUUCCGAGCGCGUGCCUCGACACAUAGACGACACGACCGAUACGGUGCUAUCCGAGUUCCACGAGAGAGCCAUCAGCGAGUGCGGAAUCGGACGUUUCCACUGGAUGUUGUUGGCAGCCUGCGGAAUGGGACUGGCAGCCGACACGGCCGAACUUUUGGUCUUGGGUUUCGUCUUGCCCAGCGCCGAGGUGGACUUUUGCAUCAGCCAAACGGAAAAACGGGUUCUAGGCGUGGUGACGUAUACGGGCCUAGCGACGGGCGCUCUCUUGUGGGGCUGCAUGGCUGAUCGUGUCGGCCGGAGAAGGACGCUGCUGACGGCCAUGACUCUGGCCGCAAUUUUCGACUUGAUGGCCGCUCUUAUGCCCACUUUCGGCACCUUCCUCACUGCUCGCCUGCUGGGCGGCAUCGGACUGGGUGGUUCGUUGCCCAUACUCAUCGCUUACUUCAGUGAAUUCAUCCCGCGGCCGCAAAGAGUCAAGUACCUGAGCGCACUCCUCGCCUGCUGGGCCUUUGGUGGCAUCUACGUCGCUCUAAUGGCAUGGGCCAUCCUCCCCAAAACAGGUUUGAUGGUGGUGCUGGACGGCCAGGAACAUUUUAGCGCCUGGCACAUAUUCUUGAUCGUCUGCGCAAUUCCCACGCCGUUGGCCGUCGUUGGGUUGUUGGCCCUGCCCGAAUCACCACGCAUCCUUCUGCAAAUCGGGCACGAAAGCGAGGCGCUCGUCAUUUACCAAAGAAUAUUUCAAAAGAAUCACCCCAAGCUGACUGUGGAUGAGUACAAAGUAUCCGAAACAGAUCUACCAUCAUCUCAAAAACAUCAACUUAGAAGAGAAAACAGCCAGGACAAGGACCAGGAAACAUCUCAUCCCACGACAGUCCGACAGAAAUCCAUUCUUUCGGUUCUGUCGUACACGUUGGCCAAUUUUGGAUCGCUCAUCUCGAAAAUUUUUGCUGCCAAUCACAGACGAGCUACGCUCCCACUCCUCGUCACUUGGAUUUUCGCUUCGUUUGGGUACUACGGGCUGUCUCUUUGGUUCCCGGAAUAUGUUAAAUAUCUAAAGGGACAAGACUUUAAACUCAGAUCUUCGACGCUGACAAACGUUAGCUACGCCAACAUCCAAUUCAAUCAGUCAAUGGAAAAUGUGAUCUACGUCAACGGUCGUUUCACCAACGUUCGUUUCGAAAACAUAAUCCUCAAUCACGUUGUUUUCGAUUCGUGCUACUUCGAUCGUGUUUCGUUCAUCAAAAUCAAAUCUAGCCGGUCCCUGUUCCGCAAUUCCACCAUUUUAAAGUCAACCUUCGUCGACACGGAUUUCUUUCCCUAUCGCUUCGAGAGUUGCACAAUGGAGGGCACGACGUUUGACAGUAUGGACGCGUUCUGUGCCCUCGACUUCGACUACAACAUCCAUCUGGGAGAAGUCUUCCUCGAACAUCUGAUAGGCGAGGUCGCACUCAUACCUGGCCUUGUCUUGGCGGCCAUCUUCAUGGAUCGAUUUGGCCGCGCCAGACUUAUCAGUAUAUCCCUCCUAACGUGUAGUUUGUUAACACUUACGUUAGCGGCCGUGAGAUCUCCAGAGGCUGUCAUUGCAGUGGAAGCAGCCUUCAAUGCCGUUUUUGCGGUUGGAUUGGCCUCACUGACGGUGGCCUCUACAGAGACGUGCCCCACAUCUAUCAGAGCGACUGGUUGGGGUUUGAUAAACACCUUAAGCCGUGGUGCCGGACUUGCAGGACUCUUCGUCUACGACUCAAUGCUCGAGUGCACGGUGCUGGCUUCUUGCUUCGUGACGUCCGGGGUAAUGUUGACGUCGGCCGUGGUCAGUCUUCUGAUCGUUGAAACGCGUCACACACUCCUUUAAUGCAAUUGAGAAGAAAACCGAUCUCACUCAUUCAAGUUCCUCUUCUCAUGGCUUGGGCCCAGCCGAUCAGCACGUGCCAUCCUCAAAUCCAAAACUUACUGUUGAAAUGUCACAUAUGAUCAUGUGUUGACUCUCCUCAUUGCUCCCCUUAUACGUCUUUAGACCACUACAUUUGGAAUGUUGUUUUUCUCUCAAUUUACGAGAACUGUUUUUAUGUGCUGCUGCUGCCUCUUCUUUUUCGUUUUUUUUUUCUUUUUUGCUCUUUUUUUUUUUUAGUGUAAAAACAAGAUCGGUUCAAAAGUGGACCAGCUGCGCUCACUUUGGCUGGAUUUUGCCAAUAGCGUUGCUGGGCACGACUUCUUACGAAUUGUCCGCUGGAACGGUGACAAUUUGAAGCAGCAGGUGUUUUUAUCAGAUGAAAAGGCUGACAUUUUAAUUAAGCCAUGUUACGUUUUCCUCCUUAAGUUGAUACUCUUCAACAGCUCGUCUAAAACCAAAAGGUAAAACGCCCUGGUCAGUAUGGACUGCUCAAUCCAAAAAGAGAAAAAUAGAAAACACGAUAGACGUGUAAAAACAAUUAAACAAAAAUAAUAAUAACGAAAGGAGAUGACGUGUGACUCGUCAAAUCAUCGUUUCAUAUACGACAAUAACCAUUGAUAUAAAAAUAAAACUUG